Messenger RNA from Cladocopium goreaui, 2463 nucleotides. The record is from the annotation of a GenBank genome assembly. NCBI's taxonomy places the organism in Eukaryota, Dinophyceae, Suessiales, Symbiodiniaceae.
AUGUGGAUCUGUCUGGCCUGGAGUUGGCACCGGCUAAGUUCCUGUCUCGUGCCAGGACGCGGCAUGGCGGUGCUAACGGCUGCCCUGUAUGUCGCCUUGAACGAACGUUUUCAACUGGCGGGGGAAUGGGUUGUCGAGGGGGUGGAAGCCAAGGGCUUCGCCUACGCCGGUUUAUUUUUGGCGGUGGCCGCACUGGUUGAGCGGCGUUGGAACCACGCGUUGAUUUGGAUCGGACUGGCGACGGCCGUGCAUCCGCUGGUCGGGCUAUGGGGAGGAGUUUGCCUGGCUGCGAGUUGGGUUUUGGCGGGGAGAGACCGGCCAGGGAUUCAGGAGCUUCUACCUGGGUUGCUGCUUGGCGGGGCGAUUGGGGCGAUCGGUGUGGUGCCCGCCUUGAUGAUGGACAUGCAGGCCGACGCCUACAGUCGCAGGCUAGCGCACGCCGUGUAUGUCUUCCAUCGUUUGCGACACCAUCUGCUGCCGGAGGCUUUCGAAACGCUGUUCGUACUCCGUCACUUCCUGUUGUUCACCGUGUGGUGCGCGGUCGCCUGGGGGACGCCGCGGACCGACGACUGGCGAAGGUUCCGCGGCUUCGUAUGGGGCGCGAUCAUUAUUGCCCUCUGCGGGUUUGCGAUCGAUCUAGUCACGAGAUACGACAACCAACUUCGGGCCUCAUUGCUCCGCUUGUACUGGUUUCGCAUGACGGAUGCGAUUCUCCCGCUGGGCGUUGCCUUGGGAAUGGUCCCGGCGGUGCGGUGCAUUACCGGCGCGCGUCCCCGGUUAGGGCAAACCAUCAUUGCCGGGCUGUGCAUUGCUGCGUCGGUACAUCUGCUGGAGUACGCCGGUACCUGGCGGCAACAACCGCGGCCCCCUCGUGGUGAACGGGCGGAGAAUCUUUCUGACUGGCGUGACGUUUGCGCGUGGGUUGCCGAGAAUUCGCCACCAGACGCGGUGUUUAUCACUCCCAGGUACAAUCAAACGUUCAAGUGGCACACCGGUCGAGCAGAGGUGGCCACCUGGAAAGACUUGCCACAGGAUGCAGAGAGCAUGGUCCAGUGGUAUCGUCGCUUGAAAGCGUUGCGUCUUACCCCGGAAGAACGCAUGAACCGAUUGGGACCACAAACUCUGGACUGGCUUGGUACCGAGCGACUUCAGCAGGCCGCCGAUGAGUACGGUGCCGGCUAUUUGUUGACCGUGAAUAGCGUUCAUGACGUGAUGAUCGCCCCUUGCAGAGUGAGUCUCGCGAGCUUUCUGCUCUGCGUCGCAUCGUUCAUCUUGGCGGACGCGAUUGCGAUCUCAGUUGCGGUAGAAUCGACGACUUCGGGGCGCCUGCUUUUCACUUCUGCUGGACGCACGGGGAUUGUUGCCUCCGAUGGAGGCGGCCUACGCUGGUUGAAGUUUGACGUCCCGAACCAAUCCACCUGGCAAGUGUCCCAGUACUUCUCCGAUGGAGAGUUGCUGCUGUUGAGCAUGGAGCCUCGUCGUGAUGGACCCGGCCGUCCAUUUGCCGAGUAUUACACCAAGACGCCGACCCACCUCUGGCGAUUCAGCCUCGAUACGGAAAGUUUGGAGGAACUCGCUACCAAGGAACGGAUGGCGCCUUUUUAUACACCCGCUCUGCUGAUCAACGAUUCCAGCAUGCUGGUUCAAGUGGUGAAGGAUGGUGUUGGACAGAUCUACCGCAUGGACUUGAAUGGCUCGAACGCCCGAGAGUUCACGCGGGCGGGGGAGGGGCUGCCUUACGGGUUGAGCCUUAUCCCUGAUGGUGAGCGUGUCGCAUUUCAUCUCGCCAGCCCGAUGGGUUAUCAGAUUUGGACGAGUGAUCUAGAAGGUGGCGACCGAAGGUUGAUUGCCGGAGACCCUGAACAUCUCUAUUUCGGCCCGGUGUGGUCCCCCGACGGGGAAUGGAUCGCCUAUCACGAUUGCCAUUUCCAGAGCGACCCUGGGCACGAUUGGUCGGACUUGCGUAUCUCGAAGCGUGAUGGAAGCGAGCACCGAGAGCUCACAGACGACCAGGCCCUUUGGUUUGCCGCCACCUACGGACCGCCCGAAGCAAAGGGAGGCGGGUCGAAUCUUCCAGUGUGGGCACCCGACGGGAAGCUGCUUUACUCACGCCGUACGCCUGGAGCCAAGGUCCCUUGGGAGUAUCAGCCCAAUCGGCCCGAUACCGAUCACUUCAAUCGUGAUUUCAAGCCGGAGGUGGCUCACGGCGGAGCAUACAUCGAGGAGUUCGAUCCGCAGACGGGAAACUUUACUGCACUAACUUCGCCCACAGAGGGAAGGUGGGACUUUCGAGUCGUUGUCUCACCCGAUGGGAAGCAGAUUGCCUUCUGCCGGACCUCGACCGGAAAGGUGCCCACGCUGUGGAUGAUGUCUCGCGACGGCAGCAAUGCUCGAGAAGUUGCGUCCGCAGGCCAAGCGGCGAUCGAUCACCCGCGUUGGGUGCCCGAUGCAGAGCAGCCUUGA